GUGAUAAUGUAUUUACAAGAAUUAAAAAAAAAAUUCAAGAAACAUUUGAUCUUGAAGAAUUAAAAGAAGAUGAAAGAAUGAUUAUUAGAUAUAAUGAAAUCAAAACUGGAAUUGAAGAAGAAACUAAAAUCAAUUGA
Molecule: messenger RNA, 137 nt
Organism: Cetraspora pellucida
Lineage: Eukaryota; Fungi; Glomeromycota; Glomeromycetes; Diversisporales; Gigasporaceae
Source: the annotation of a GenBank genome assembly